UGAAUAUCAAUUCUAGUGUAACAAAUGGCUGAGGUUGAUCAUGAAGAAACUUUUGAGGGUGCAGAUGCUGGUGCAUCCCAAACCUUCCCCAUGCAAUGCAGCGCUCUAAGAAAAAAUGGUCAUGUUGUUCUCAAAGGACGUCCUUGCAAAAUAGUUGAAAUGUCUACUUCUAAAACCGGAAAGCACGGCCAUGCAAAGGUACAUCUUGUUGGAAUAGAUUUGUUCACUGGGAAAAAAUACGAAGAUAUAUGUCCAUCUACUCACAAUAUGUCAGUUCCAGUGGUCAACCGUCAAGAUUACCAGCUUGUGAGUAUUGAUGAUAAAUACCUUUCCUUAAUGGACGAUAGUGGUGAAACACGAGAAGAUUUGAAACUGUCUGAUACUGAUGUUGGCAGAGAAAAAGAUGAAAAAGAUGAAAAAGAUGAACCAUUUAUGAUAACUGUCAUGAAAGCCAUGGGAGAAGAAAUGUGUGUGGGGUAAAAACAGCAAAAGACGGAGAAUCAACAUGUGGACACAGAUUGGACAAUAUGAGACCUACACACACAACUGUUCAAAUAACUUCUAAAAAUAAAAACAAUCUAUGCUGACAAAUUAUUUUGUCAUUGGUGCAUCAAAGGAGUGACUUUUUUGACAAUGAUGCAUAGUAAAAGAUUAUCAUAUUUU
Molecule: messenger RNA, 663 nt
Organism: Physella acuta
Lineage: Eukaryota; Metazoa; Mollusca; Gastropoda; Physidae
Product: eukaryotic translation initiation factor 5A-1-like
Biological process (GO): positive regulation of translational termination; positive regulation of translational elongation
Molecular function (GO): translation elongation factor activity; ribosome binding; RNA binding
Source: RefSeq, a predicted model, not a curated record